Morone saxatilis (striped sea-bass) is the source of this 966-nucleotide messenger RNA. RefSeq names its product polycystic kidney disease protein 1-like 3. The transcript has 2 exons. NCBI's taxonomy places the organism in Eukaryota, Metazoa, Chordata, Actinopteri, Moronidae. The record is from RefSeq and is a predicted model, not a curated record. Bases 1 to 966 code for a protein of 321 amino acids.
AUGAAGUACUUGUUGAUUCAGUUUCUCUCCUUGAAGGACCUCCAGACAGCAGCUGCUGCGUUAGAAACCAACACAUCUUCCUCCAGUCAUUCAGUGGUCAGCCGGACCGCAGCGUCCAACCUGACGUCCAACCCGAUGUCCUACAGCACGGAGAGGACAUCAGCCUCCUCAUGGACACUCAGCUCUGACCAAUCAUCUGCAACCACAGCACCAUCUAGUCAAACACCAUCAAGAAGAGUAUCAUCCAGCCAAUCACCAGGAAACACAACACAAACCAGCCAAUCCCCAGCCAGCACAACACCAGCCAGCCAAUCAGCAACCACCAUAGCAUCAGCCAAACAAUCACCAGGCACCACAACACCAGCCAGCCAAUCUCCAACCACCACAACACCAGCCAGCCAAUCUCCAACAAUGAAAACACCAGCCAGCCAAUCACCAGGCAGCACAACACCAGUCAAUCAAUCACCAGGCAGCACAACACCAGCCAGUCAAUCAGCAACCACCAUAGCAUCAGCCAGCCAAUCUCCAACCAUCACAACACCAGUCAACCAAUCACCAGGCAGCACGACACCAGCCAGCCAAUCACCAAGCAGCACAUUAGCCAGCCAAUCAUUAACCAUGAAAACACCAGCCAGCCAAUCAUCAGGCAGCACAACACCAUACAGCCAAUCACCAACCACCAUAGCAACAGCCAGCCAAUCUCCAACUAUCACAACACCAGUCAACCAAUCACCAGGCAGCACAACACCAGCCAGCCAAUCUCCUACCAUCACAACACCAGCCAGCCAAUCUCCUACUAGCACAACACCAACCAGCCAAUCAUCAACCACCACAUCACCAGCCAACCAAUCACCAGGGAGCACACCAGCCAACCAAUCUCCAACAAGCAAGACACCAACCAGCCAAUCAUCAACAAGCACAACACCAGCCAGCCAAUUAUCAACUAGCCCAGCAACAUCCACUUAA